Messenger RNA from Eurytemora carolleeae, 2636 nucleotides. RefSeq names its product F-box/WD repeat-containing protein 11. The transcript is spliced from 26 exons. The record is from RefSeq and is a predicted model, not a curated record. Bases 68 to 2164 code for a protein of 698 amino acids. Gene Ontology annotation, molecular function: protein binding. Lineage: Eukaryota; Metazoa; Arthropoda; Copepoda; Calanoida; Temoridae.
GAAAACAGUGUACACUAUAAACUGAAAAAAACAUCCCCCUACCUUGAACCCAUGACAAAUAUUAAUCAUGGCCGAAUAUGAUAUUCAAUCAGAAUUUAUCAUCUCCAGGCUUUUCUCAGAGGGGCAGUACGCGCAUGUACUGCAGCGAAUAUUUAUGUACCUGGACGGUACAAGUCUUCACUCUGCUGGACUUGUAAGCAAAGGCUGGAGAGAAUUCAUCAAACAGGAGGUGUGGGGUUCAGCGUAUGCCCGGAAAUGGUUCUGGAAAGGAUGGAGAUUAGGUGUUCCUGCAACUCGACGCCUGGAGCUCGGAACAGAAUCCUGUACAAUGAUCGCGGAUCCAGAAACAAUAGUCUGCGGACUUUCAGAUGGAAGAGUUGAUGUUUAUAGUCGGAAUACUCUCACGAGAAUAUCUCUACUGUCUGGGCAUGUAGACUGUAUAACUACUCUUAGUAUGGAUACAAGGUUGAUUGUGAGCGGAUCCUGGGAUGGGAAAAUCAAGAUCUGGUGUAGAGUCAGCUCAGAGUGUCUCUUUACAAUACCAAGCGGGAAGGGUUGUAAGAUAUGCAAGGUACACUUGGAUAGUCCCCUGGAUCAAGGAGCUGGACUUAUCAGACAACUACUCUACGUUACAACCAGGAAUGGUAAAGUGAUGAGGUACGCCCUGCUUGCUUCUCAACCUACAAAAAACGAUCCAAGUAUCAAGUUAAUCCGCGAACCACAGGUUGAGAGUUUUAAACUAGAACAUGAUGAUCCUGUCAGCUGUUGUGAAGUUGGUGUAAACCAUAUUCUAGUUGGAUCAACCAAUUCUAUGAUCUAUCUAUGGGAUAAACGUCGGGAGGCAAAACUGAAAACCUUGAAGAGACAUAAGAAUGCAAUCCGUUGUCUCCAUCUUGCCUACCCCCUAGCACUCUCAGGCUCAAAAGAUAAAACAGCGAUUCUUUGGGACCUAGAUACAGAUCAAUCGAUCAUCAUAACCACUGAUCAUUACAAAGAUAUCUAUCUGUGGGAUUUAGAAAAACCCCAUUCCAGGAAAGAAAGCUGUAUAAGAGCUUUAACCGGGCAUAAUGGACCGGUACAUUCCUUGCACUGUGAACAAGGUGUUCUUAUAUCCUGCGAUGUAACUGGAGUGCUUCUAGAGAAGGAUUUCUGGAGUUGUGUAGAAGAUGGACCAGGGAUGAGAAUAUUAAGAUGUACAGAUGGAAUCAACUGUAUGGUGUGUGAUAACACACAGAUUGUUGUUGGUCUCGUGAACAAGAAUAUCGAGGUGUAUGAUAGGAAGAGUCUUCAUCUAGUUCGUCUUCUUGCAGGACAUGAAGACCAUGUUUGGUCCGUUGAUAUGAAUACAGAAUACGUUGUUAGUGGGUCCUGGGACAGCAGUGUCAGGAUAUGGAGUAGAGAAAACGGAAGGAUUCUAUUUAUCUAUGUUCAUCCACACGGCAGAGAGAUUUCUGGAGUUAAAAUACUGAGAAACCAAAUUCUUGUGACGAGCCUGGCUGGCAGCCUUAAUAUCAUAGAAUGUGUGAAUGAAACAAGUUUUAGAAUCACAAAUUUCUUCCCUGGUAGCCCGGAGCUAGGGGAAAUAUAUUCUCUAUCCUGUGACAGAUCUCGUAUUCUAACUGGACACACUCUAAACAACAAAUCCUUCUUUAAACUAUGGAAUACAAUUGAUUUCUCUGUAGAGAAGAUAAUCACAGAAGAUAAUAAUCCAGCAAUUAUCUGGAGUGUCCAUCUUCAAUACCCCAUAGCUCUGGUUUGCAGAGAUAACGAGGUGGUGGAUAUAUACAACCUGGAGAAGGAUGAAUGUGUCAAAUCUCUCCGACAUGAAUCUAAGGUACUUUGUGCCACUAUAUACGAGGGUAAGAUCAUCUGUGGUUGUCAGUUUGGAUUACUGGUUAUCUGGAAUAUUACAUCUGUCAUGGCCUCAGACAAGAAGACAGUGUCAAUGUCUGGAAGUCAGAGUACACUUUAUGAACACAGUGCAGCAAUAUCCAAUAUAUAUGUGGAUACUCAGGAAUUGAUAACACAUGACUAUGAUGGAAUUGUGAUUCUCAGGAAUUUGCGGCAUUACAAGAAGUUCAGCAAAGUAUUCCGACGAGCUCCCCAGGUUGAUUUUAAGCAGUUGUUUGAUGAAAUGGAAGAAGAAGAUCAACAACAACAAUAACAACAACAACAACAACAACAACAACAACAACAACAACUUCUAUUGAACCAACAAUAACUGUAGAUUAGUCCCAGCAGAAACCAAAUAUUCAAAUAUUAUUAAAUGAAGUCGGAAAGGAUUGUAUGACGUUAUUUCAAGUGACUGCAUCCGCGUUGUAAUACUUGCAUCCGGUUCAGAACCAUAAACCUGUAUCUGAGUAUUUGGUUUUCUAUCGAAUCAUAUAAAACUUGUUGAAUUCUUACAACUUUCUUCGUGUUCUCUGCAGCAUAAAUCCGCGCGUUACUAAUUUAUUAAGAAAAUAUAGAGAGUCACUUAAAAUUACGCCUUCAGGAUCAGACUCUUUACAGAAGUUAUUCAUCUAAUUGAAAAUAAAUAUUACCGUUUCUUCGUAAAGAACAAAACUAAGCAAAUUUUAAAGGGAGUGUUCGAGAAAGAUGAAAGGGGGUAUAGGCUUAACGCGAUAAAAAAGCGA